Lasiodiplodia theobromae is the source of this 2664-nucleotide messenger RNA. Its product is annotated as C6 transcription factor. Gene Ontology annotation, cellular component: nucleus. Gene Ontology annotation, biological process: regulation of DNA-templated transcription; DNA-templated transcription. NCBI's taxonomy places the organism in Eukaryota, Fungi, Ascomycota, Dothideomycetes, Botryosphaeriales, Botryosphaeriaceae. The transcript has 4 exons. The record is from RefSeq and is a predicted model, not a curated record. Bases 1 to 2664 code for a protein of 887 amino acids. Gene Ontology annotation, molecular function: DNA binding; DNA-binding transcription factor activity, RNA polymerase II-specific; zinc ion binding.
AUGGCUUCCUCGUCGGCACCGCAGCAGAGCUAUAACGACGCGAACCACAACCCGUCGCCGUCAUCCGUAUCCGAUGCAAACCACCAACAGCGCCAGCAGCCGCCGAAUCCCCCGCUCGAGGAUGCAGACAGCGACCAGGCACGCGACUCGGAUGCCGACCACGACGCGCCCGAUGACGGCGACGAGCAUGACGGCUCGUCGCGCAAGCGCAAGCGGCCCAUGUCCGUCUCCUGCGAGCUGUGCAAGCAGCGCAAGGUGAAGUGCGACCGUGGCCAGCCCUCCUGCGGCUGGUGCGUCCGCAACAAUCAGCUAUGCGAGUAUAAAGAGCGCAAGAAGCCGGGCUUGCGCGCCGGCUACGGCAGGGAGCUGGAAGCGCGUCUCGAUCGCCUCGAGGACAUGAUCCAGCGCCAGCAGCACACCAUCCAGCAGCUGGCCUCCAAUCAGAACAGCCACGCCAGCCCCAGCUCUGCUCCCUCCCAGCACGACGCUCCCAUCUUUCACCACACUCCGCCCGUCGUUCAGACGCCCCACGUCCCGAAGCCAGAGGCUGCCUUGUUCCUGCAAAAGUCUUCUGCAUUUCCCCCUGCCCAACCCGGCUUGUCCUUUUCCAGUAGCCUGGCUCUGCCGAACAGUCCUGCGAUUCACCAUGGCGGCAAUGCCUACCAGCAGCAUAUGGGCCAUGGCGUUAGAAACCAUUCAAUCUCAAUGCCCUCGGCUGCCGGCGGCAUGUACAGCAACCACAACGCCCCAUUGGAGUCUCCAAGCCUCAACAUAUCCAUGAACCACCAGCCGCAGCCUGCCAUUAGCUCGCAAGAACCUGAUUUUCCCCCGUACGACCUGCUCUAUGCCCUGGCCGACUUGUACUUCAAGCACAUAAAUACUUGGUGUCCGAUAUUGCAUCGUCGAUCCACGCUAGACUCACUGUUCGGCUCAUCCACCCUGGAGGAAGCAGAUCGAAUAUUGCUUCAUGCGAUAGUUGCAACCACGCUGAGAUUCUCCACGGAUCCUCGUUUGACAAAGGAGAGCCGUGAGCGGUACCACGCCACGUCCAAACAGAAGGUCUUGCUUUAUGGGCUCGAAAAUAGCUCCGUAAAGUCCCUCCAAGCCCUCGUGAUUUUAGCCCUGGAUCUUGUAGGAUUUUCCAAUGGCCCACCAGGCUGGAAUUUGCUGGCUCUCAUCACUCGUUCGGUGGUGCAACUAGGCUUAUCAGUUGAGGCUACAUCAAGUUUGGUCUCGCCUAAUGUGCCGUCCAUCUACACCCUAAGGGCCAUGGUGCUCCCUGAACCGAAGGACUUCAUUGAAGAUGAAAGCCGCCGCAGAUUGUUCUGGAUUGUAUACCUACUUGAUCGCUAUGCCACUAUUGCAACGGCUUUCGAGUUUGCUCUUGACGAAAAGGAGACGGACCGUAAAUUGCCAUGCCGAGAUGACUUCUUCUCUCGAAAUCAGCCAGUGGAGACACGUUGGUUCCGCACCGCAAAGCGAACAGACUACACUCUGAACAAACCUGAAAACCUUGGAUCCUUCUCGUAUUAUGUUGAACUUCUGGGAAUACUGUCGCAAAUUCAUCAAUUUCUGAAGAAACCUGUCGACAUUGGUUCUUUGACGGACGUGGAGCAAUGGCAACGUGAGUUCAGGGAGCUGGAUAACGCGCUGGCGUCGUGGAAGUAUAGUCUUCCGAGUGAUUUUGGAAACAUGUCCCGCAUCUAUGCGACCUCAAAGGCUGACUCGGUGGUGGAUUGUGGCUGGAUUAUGCUUCAUGCCGCUUUCCAUACCACCGUCAUCCGUCUUCACUCUUCAGCAGCUUACCCAACCACCCGCUCUCCAAUCUUCACUCCCUCAUACACCGCCAUUCAGCGCUGCCUUACCGCCGUCGAAGCGAUCACAGGCCUCUGCGAGUACGUCAAAACCAAUGGCAUGCUUUCGCAGCUCGGCACCCCCUUCGCCUUCUCGCUCUGGGUCGCAGCCCGCGUGCUGCUUGUGCACGGCUCGACGAUCGAGCACCACGUCGACCCGGCCAUCAACCCGCUGGUGGAGACACUCCGCGAGCUGGGCACGUACUGGCGAGUGGCAGAGCGGUACGCGACGCUACUACAGCGCGUGCUAGACGAGUACCGCGCUAGCCAGCACGGCCCGGCGGACCUGAACGGCGAGCGCGCGACGCCGAGCACCGUCAGGAUCCUGGCAGACAUGCGCCGGUGCGCCUUCGACCUCGACUUCCUCAUCUCACGCCAGCCGAAGCUGGUCACGGCCAAUGGCAACGGUAACGGCGCUGGCGCCGCCAACGGUUUCCAGCAGCAGCAGCACGCUGGCAACGGCGUAGCAGGCGGCAUGCAGGGCCAGCCUAGCGGUAACAACGGCCGCUACAACAGCCUCUCGGCCACGCCGGCCCGGACCCCGGCCCCAAACGAGCUCGAGUACCUCGACGUCUUUGACUUCUUCAACAUGCCGCGCUUGCCCGUCAAUGGGGUUGGCGCUGCCGCCGGCGCGGGUGUGGACGCAGGUAACGGCCCAGGCGAGCUCUCGGCAGCUGCUGGCGGGCAGCAAGGUGGCGAUGCCGCCGGCAUGGGACAGCAGGCCGGCGGUGUCGAGAUGGGGGAUGGGUUCAACAUCACUAAUUUCAUGGUGGAUGCCAGUGCGGAUUGGUUCGCUAUGAAGGGGAACUGA